Messenger RNA from Arachis stenosperma, 756 nucleotides. RefSeq lists its product as uncharacterized. The coding region runs from base 1 to 756 and encodes 251 amino acids. The transcript is spliced from 2 exons. NCBI's taxonomy places the organism in Eukaryota, Viridiplantae, Streptophyta, Magnoliopsida, Fabales, Fabaceae. The record is from RefSeq and is a predicted model, not a curated record.
AUGAUCACUAUAAGUGAUGAAAGGAAUGUAGAGGAAGUGCACACACAAACAGAACACUUCCACGACAAUCCAAAGGAAAAGUAUGAAGAGAGAAACCACGCACCCCAUCCCACACAUAGGGAGGAGCUAAAGAAAGGGGAUACCCUAAAUCCAUAUGCACCCUUUCCCCAAAGACUCAAAGGUGGUAUAGCAAGGAGAAUGUAUUCAAGGUUCCUCGACAUGUUUGCAUCUCUUGAUGUAAAUAUACCAUUCAUUAAGGCCCUCCAACAAAUGCCCUCCUACAUCAAGUACAUAAAGGAGCUGCUGGCCAAAAAGAGUUCAUUGAAGGGUGGGAAAACAAUAAAGAUGAACAGAGAGUGCAGUGCUCUCAUUCAAAUAGAGCCACCUACAAAGAAGAAGGAUCCAAGGAGUUUUCAUAUUCCCUGUGCUAUAGGAGAGACAAUGAUUGAUAAAGGGCUCUAUUUUGUUAUCCUGGAGAUGGAAGAGAAUCACAUCCAUCCCAUCAUCUUAGGGAGGCCAUUCUUAGCCACAGCCAAAGCGCUUAUAGAUGUGGAGCGAGGAGAACUACUCUUAAGAAUACAUGAUGAACACCUCACCUUCAAUGUCUUCAAACCCUCACAAAAAGCAGAUCAUGAUAACAAAGAGUCAAAGGAAGACCACAGUAAGGAGCUGAUGGAAGAGACAAGCAUGGGAACACAAGUAUCACACCUGAAAACCCUGAUGGUUGACAAGCAAGGUGGUCAGAAGGAGCAAUAG